Molecule: messenger RNA, 996 nt
Organism: Botrytis byssoidea
Lineage: Eukaryota; Fungi; Ascomycota; Leotiomycetes; Helotiales; Sclerotiniaceae
Exons: 3
Coding region: 1-996 (331 amino acids)
Biological process (GO): intracellular protein transport; exocytosis; vesicle fusion
Cellular component (GO): SNARE complex; plasma membrane; endomembrane system
Molecular function (GO): SNARE binding; SNAP receptor activity
Source: RefSeq, a predicted model, not a curated record
AUGUCGUACACUCAACAAUAUCAAGGUAUUGGUGGAAAUCCAUAUCAAAACUCGGGUGCUGCUGAAGCCGGCUAUGGAGGUAACAAUGCAGGCCAGCCAGGGCUUUCCCACGAAAUGUCAAACUACUCCGAAGGAUCCAACUAUUCCUCCGGUACACCCGGCGCCAUUCCACCUCCAAGUAGCAACGUCCUUACUCAACAGGCUUUCCUCGAUCGCGUUGACUUUGCCAAAUCCGAAAUUCGUUCUCUAUCCUCUAAUAUCUCCCAAAUUGCCACUCUCCACCAACGCGCCCUCUCUUCCCCCGAUUCUUCCUCCACCGCCUCCCUCGAAAAUCUUGUAACACAAACCCAGCUCAAAAACACUCAAAUUCGUGACCAGAUCAAGUAUUUGGAAGGUGAUGCGAUCAAGACUCAAGAUGGGACCAAGAAUAUCAAGAGCACGCAAGCUAAGAAGUUGAAGACGGAAUUCGAAAAUCAAUUGCAGCAGUAUAGGGAAGAGGAGUUGAAUUAUAGAAACGAAUAUAGACGCCAAAUUGGACGACAGUACCGUAUUGUUAACCCUGAAGCUACGGAGGCGGAGGUCGAGGAAGCUAGUCAGAUGGAUUGGGGUUCGGAAGGUGUUUUCCAAACUGCUCUCAAAUCCAAUCGAUCUGGACAAGCAUCUUCAGUUCUCGGAGCCGUUCGUGCUCGUCACAACGAACUUCAACGUAUUGAAGCUACUCUCACCGAUCUUGCAGCUAUGUUCGCCGAUAUGGCCCAAAUAGUCGAAGCUCAAGAUCCAGUUGUCGAACAUACCGAACAAAACGCCAUCAAAACCGCUGAAGAUGUCGACAAAGCAAAUGUUCAAAUUGACAAGGCGAAUGAACAUGCUCGUCGUAGAAACAGACUCAAGUGGUGGUGCUUGUUGGUUACGCUCAUUAUUAUCCUGGCCAUUGCGCUCGGUGUCGGUCUGGGUGUUGGACUGGCGGUCAAGGGGUCCAAGACUGCUACUAGUUAA